This is a messenger RNA of Etheostoma cragini (Arkansas darter), 1257 nucleotides long. It is a transcript of the gene nkx2.4a, whose product is annotated as NK2 homeobox 4a. The transcript has 2 exons. Gene Ontology annotation, molecular function: RNA polymerase II cis-regulatory region sequence-specific DNA binding; DNA-binding transcription factor activity, RNA polymerase II-specific. Gene Ontology annotation, biological process: cell differentiation; regulation of transcription by RNA polymerase II. NCBI's taxonomy places the organism in Eukaryota, Metazoa, Chordata, Actinopteri, Perciformes, Percidae. Bases 171 to 1193 code for a protein of 340 amino acids. The record is from RefSeq and is a predicted model, not a curated record. Gene Ontology annotation, cellular component: nucleus.
CAAUAAACCCGGGCUAAGAGCGCCCUGGGCUCGCCUCCUUCUCCAAGGCGAUCAAUAGGAUCUCAGGCGCUCUACAAGCACUCUCUUACGUAGACAUCCACCAAGGAGAGAGCCGAUACAACAACACGGUUGAUCUGCUCAAACACAAAAAUCUACCUGCUUUCUGAAUCAUGUCGUUGAGCCCAAAGCACACUACGCCUUUUUCAGUGACAGAUAUUUUGAGUCCAAUCGAGGAGACCUACAAGAAGUUCAGUAUGGACGGCGCAGGGAACCUAACCUCUCCACUGGGAGCCUACCGACAGCCUCAGGUGUCUCAGACCGGGAUGCAACAGCACUCUAUGGGCCAUAACGCCACCGUGGCCACCACUUACCACAUGCCGCACACCGUCUCCCAGUUCUCCCACAGCGCAAUGGGGGGAUACUGCAAUGGAAGCAUAGGCAACAUGGGAGACCUCCCGUCGUACCAGGAAAGCAUGCGGAAUAGUGCAGCAGCAACAGGGUGGUACAGCGCCAACCCGGAUCCAAGAUACUCCACAAGUAUGAACAUGAGCGGCAUGGGGAGUCUCUCAGGAAUGGCGGACGCCACCAAGUCCAUGCCAGUUCUCCACGCUGCGCCCAGGAGGAAACGGCGCGUCCUGUUCUCGCAGGCUCAGGUCUACGAGCUGGAGAGGAGGUUUAAGCAGCAGAAAUACCUGUCGGCGCCUGAGAGGGAGCAUCUGGCCAGCAUGAUCCACCUGACGCCGACCCAGGUGAAAAUCUGGUUUCAGAACCACCGGUACAAGAUGAAGCGCCAGGCCAAGGACAAGGCAACGCAGCAGCUGCAGCAGCAGGACGGUAACCUGUGCCCACAGCAGGCGCAGUCCCCGAGGCGCGUAGCCGUGCCAGUUCUGGUGAAGGACGGUAAACCGUGCCAGAACGGCUCCAACACGCCAACGCAGAACCAGCAACAGGUACAACAGAGCCAACAACAAAACCAACAACAGAACGGAGCCGGAGUUGUGCUCGCAUCUUCGACCAGCAGCCUCAGCCAGCAUCAAAGCCAGCAGCAGGUGAACGCUUUGGAGCUCGAGGAGAUGUCGCCUAGCCCCCCCUCACUGCACAGCCAGCUCAACAUGGCCCAGCUAGACACAUCUGCUGUAGAUUACACCAGCAACAUGGUCAGCUCAAACCUCCUCUACGGCAGAACGUGGUAGGACUUAAUACAGUACUGUCACUUUCCACUUUUUCUAUGUGAACCUGCGGAUGAGCCCCAUGCAU